AUGUCUCACACGAGACGCGGUCGCGCGCGCGCGGUGAUCGAGCGCGCGGUGCGAUGGGCGCGAGAGGAUUUCCCAGAGAUUGUUUGGCCGCGACCGAUGGAUGACCCGCCGCGGUACGUCGAAGAGCGGCGGGCUCGACGGGUGCACAAACUCACGAUGGAUGAACAUCGAGAGGUGUGGACGAAGGCGUUCGGGAUGUGGAGAGAGAGCUGGGCGAACGUCUUCAGACGACAAAACGCGCGGACGGCUUCAGAGGAUGCGGAGACGAGAGAGACAAUCGAGGAGGCGCCGAGCACGAGCGGAGAGGAGAGAGAAGAGAGAACGUUGGAUAAAGAGGGUGAAUUAUUGGCGGGCGAGGCGAAGAGAGCGAUGAGGGCGGGACGGGCGGGAUUUAAGCCGCUCGUGACGUACCUGUACGAAACCAGAGGGCGGGCGUACCGGGACGGCGUUCGAGAGUUCAUACAGGCGUACAGAGAGGGAUUCAAGGAAGUUCAGGCUGAUUAUGAGAGCGGAAAACACGAAGAGACGCUCUCUGGUAAGGCGGCAUCAAUGCUUGCCCAAGCAGAGGACGUGUUGCAGAGAGCUGAGAAAACCGAAGUGCCGGUCGACGACUCAGAAGAGACUACGAAGAAAUAG
Molecule: messenger RNA, 636 nt
Organism: Ostreococcus tauri
Lineage: Eukaryota; Viridiplantae; Chlorophyta; Mamiellophyceae; Mamiellales; Bathycoccaceae
Product: unnamed product
Exons: 1
Coding region: 1-636 (211 amino acids)
Source: RefSeq, a predicted model, not a curated record